AUGUCUACUCAACGAGACCUCGAACGAGCCGACCCAGGGCCUAGUUUCGAAAUAUCGAGAAAUGCCACAGAUGGUCAACGUGAUGAACAAGUCCACAACAUGACUCAAAAGGAUGCACAAACAACUGCGGGAGACGAUUCAGCACUUAUAGCAGCAUGGAUGCAACGACUUCAGACACUCACUGUUAUAACGACAUUCCUUACUUCCAUCGACGGAGAGCUCUUCACCCUCACCUCCUCCUCGUCGCAGGUGACAGUUAAUGCAAGCUUGGAAUAUCGGGAACUCGUCUAUGCAUGUUUGACUGGUGCCCUCAUUUUCCAUGUCUGUUCUUCAAUUCUGGGAUAUGUUACGUCUUUUGUUCUCAUCCGAUACAAGACCGUCGAUGCAGCCUCCCCUUCCAAUGCGAAAGCCGACGCAUUGGGCAAACUCCCUGAUACUGGUUUACGUCAAGAAAUCAAUAAUGGAAAGCAGCUCUUACUUAAAGCCGUCCCUCCUUUGUAUCUUGUACAGUCUCUCCUUCAGAUGCCUUCUGGGGUUCGGCUUCAAUCCAGGACGUCCACUUCCCCACUGGAUCUCAUCACUCGGUGCUAUUAUACAAUUUUGGUCCUGAGUGGCGCCGGCUUUAUCAUGGCGCUUCUUGGUAUCGCCACAUACGCAUGGUUUGGACUGCGGCGGGUUGUUGGGAUAUUCUCGAUAAGUUGUAUAGGUGUUAGUUUGUUGUCUUGUGUGUGGGCGAUGGUGUACUGAACCACGUGCUUUGGCCACGUGAUUAACGACAAUACGACUCAAUGAUUCACGACUUUUUUGAAGCUAAAUAAAUAUUUGCAGAGAUCCUCACAUAUGUUGUGACUGCCCGUAGGAAUCUUCAGAAAAGACGUCUGUAAAAGGUCUGACAACUUCACGCCAGCUAGUUUACAAUAAAUUUCUAAAUUUUUAA
Suillus bovinus is the source of this 937-nucleotide messenger RNA. RefSeq lists its product as uncharacterized. Lineage: Eukaryota; Fungi; Basidiomycota; Agaricomycetes; Boletales; Suillaceae. The transcript has 4 exons. The coding region runs from base 1 to 747 and encodes 248 amino acids. The record is from RefSeq and is a predicted model, not a curated record.